Messenger RNA from Engraulis encrasicolus (European anchovy), 7006 nucleotides. RefSeq names its product syntrophin, beta 2 (gene sntb2). The transcript is spliced from 7 exons. NCBI's taxonomy places the organism in Eukaryota, Metazoa, Chordata, Actinopteri, Clupeiformes, Engraulidae. Gene Ontology annotation, cellular component: synapse; dystrophin-associated glycoprotein complex; intracellular anatomical structure. Bases 177 to 1967 code for a protein of 596 amino acids. Gene Ontology annotation, molecular function: protein binding; structural molecule activity. The record is from RefSeq and is a predicted model, not a curated record.
CAGAGCCUGAUAGAUACUGUUGUUUUCCCUUUCCCUUUUUUUGGAGACAUAAUUCUCUCUCUCCCUCGGCUCUCCAACUCGCAAGUGGGUGUGUCGAUGAGUAGCCUAGUGCGCACUCAGAAAAAGAGGAAAAAGUUCAUAAUGAGUUUAGUUUGAAAACUGCCCUGAGGACCAGUAUGGCUAUCUGGACUCGAGCAGACAAAAAUGGUCAGCUGGAUCUUUUACUACGGGACCGCUGGAUUCGGGUGGCAGCGGAGCUGUCCCGCGAAACUUUAACUUUGACGGCCGAAGCAGAUUUGAGUGGUCCGGGUGGUAACUUGGAAUACAAUAGCUCGCCGUCUGGUCUACGAAAUGGGUUAUCCAACGGCGGCGAACCUGGAUUAGCAUCAGGACAUCCGAACCGAAACCAGAAUUCCGACAUCCAUCCCAACCAUGGAGGUGCGUUACGACGAAGUGAUAGCCCAGCGCGGGGUGCGCUCAACCGAGGUCAUUUUGAAAACAGCAGCAACUAUGGCUACAACAGUCCAGGAUCUGGCAAGUUCAGUCGAGAUAACGGAGCCAACUCAGACUUUGGGAGUCCUGGGUCUAGUUAUGGUAGCCCGGGGUCUAGUUUUAGCUCACGGCAUGGUGAGACGCCAAAUAGUUUCGAAGCUGACCGAUCAGAGGCAAUACGAAAAGUCAGAGUUGUCAAACAGGAGUCCGGUGGGCUAGGCAUCAGUAUCAAAGGUGGUCGAGAAAAUAGAAUGCCCAUCCUCAUAUCCAAGAUUUUCCCCGGACUUGCUGCGGACCAAAGCCGAGCUCUGCGGGUCGGCGAUGCAAUUUUAUCCGUCAAUGGCAAUGACUUACGUGAAGCCACACACGACGUGGCGGUGCAGGCGCUUAAAAAGGCCGGAAAGGAGGUUACGCUUGAGGUGAAGUACAUCCGUGAGGUGUCCCCGCUCUUCAAGAAGCCCUCCAUGGUGGCCGACCUGCCCUGGGAGGGGGGCACGCGCUCCCACUCCCCCAGCUUCAGUGGGGACGAGCUGCCCCACACCAAGCACGGCGGCCCAGGCAAGGACCGCAAGGUCAUCCCCCUCAAGAUGAGCUUCAUCAGCCGCAACCUCACCAUGCCCGACAUGGAGAACAAGCUGCUGGAGCUGCACUCCCCGGAUGGCCAGCACACAGUGGUGCUCCGCUGCAAGGACGCGUCCUCGGCCCAGGCCUGGUUCACCUCCAUCCACACCAACAUCGCCGCCCUGCUGCCCCAGACCCUCGCCCACGUCAACGCCUACCUGAGCGCCCCCACCGCCGGCACACACACGCACCCCCAGCUGAAGCACAUCGGCUGGCUGGCCGAGCAGGUGCAGUUGGAGGGUGGGCGAGUGCAGUACCGGCCGAUCGUCAUGGCCCUGACGGAGAAGGACAUCCUGUUGUUCGACUCAGUCCCCUGGAGCCGCGACGCCUGGACCAGCCCCCUCCUCACACACCCCAUACUGGCUACCAGGCUGGUCCACUCGGGCAGCGCGCAGGGCUCGCCGGCGCUGGGCGCAGAGCUGGUGUUUGCUACACGUACGGGCACCAGUCGGGGCAUCGAGUCGCACGUGUUCCGCGUGGAGACGCAUUGGGACCUGUCGUCAUGGACGCGGGCGCUGGUGCAGGGGGCACACGCGGCCGCCGAGCUCAUCAAAGAGGUGUCCAUAGGCUGUGCUCUGAACAGGCAGGAGGUGAGGUUGACGCUGCACUACGAUAAGGGCUUCACGGUGAGCAGGGAGCCGGGAGGAGACCCCGCGGGGGGCAUGGUGCUCUUCCGCUACCCCUACGAGAAACUCAAGAUGUCCGCCGACGACGGAGUCCGCAAGCUCUACCUGGACUUUGGCGGACCCGAGGGGGAAUUGGUGUUUGACCUGAGGUCUGGGCCAAAACCGGUGGUGUUUGUGCUUCAUUCCUUCCUGUCAGCUAAACUCACACGCAUGGGUUUACUGACGUGAAUAUGAACAAUAACAGGAACUGCGAUUCCUUUUUAUGUUAUAUAUAUAUAUACAUAUGUCUCAAUAUUGACAUCAUCAUGUAUCACCGCCUUCCGUUUUUAUUUAGACGUUUUAUUUUUUAAACACUUUUUUUGCUUUCUUGUAAAUGAUGCUGUGAGGAUGUAACGGUAUGUUUUGAUGUGUUUGGGUGUGUGUGUGUGUGUGUGCGCAUCUUCGUGUGUGUGUGUAUAGUCCUCUGUGAAUGCCACAAAAUGCCUGUUGGGCUUCACAAAGAGCUGUGAUAGAAUGUGAGUGUGUUUGUGUGUGUGCGAGCGUGUGUGUGUGUGCAUAUUAGUGCGUUUUUGUUUCCAUUUUUAGCAUAUUAUACAAAUGUGACUGUUAUCAGGAUUACCAAAAUGUGCCUUGUUUUAGAGCUAGCGGGGGAGCAAAACAACUCUUAUCUUUUUUCAUUUUUUCCCAGCCUUUUCUGAGGUUAGAGGCUAAAGCAAAGCUAUCUUUGGAGAGAGAAAAAAAGCACACACACAUGCAUAGUAUUACUCUCAUAUAUUUUGUUUAUAAAUUGUUUGUUUGUCUUUUGGACCGACCUUAUGUUUCCACCUUGCUUUGUUACGUAUUUAUAUUUUCCUUCUCUUCAUAUAAGGGCACAGUCAGUAUGAUAUUGUUUAAAAACUAGCCUGGUACAUGUUGACAAGCCACAAAGCCUGAGCUGUCUACCACAGGUGUCAAUCCCGGGUUCAGAAGCCCUGCCAUGUUUUACUUCUGACCAUUGAUUUCACCAAAGUUGUUCUACCCGCGUAAGCUGAGCUAACUGAGCUAGCUUAGCUGAGCUAACUUCAUUGCAGUCAGCUGAUUCACUGUCUGUUGGAUAAAGUUGUGGCAGGAACUUUGCCUGAGAUGGACACCACUGCCGUCUUACCCUGUGUGGCCUCCAACCCCUGGUGUUGUUAAUAUAGUAGCCUAUUCCUGCUUCUGCCUUUCCUCUGCUCCGUUAAUCAAGUUAGAAGUUGUAUGGUUUGGGGUAGUCAAGUUGAAAAAGUUUGUGUGUGUGUGUGUGUAUGAUGUGAGAGGGGAGGAGGAUGACUUGACUUACUACCAGAGGUAUCAAUCCCGGGUUCAGAAAGUUCAAACUGUGCCACAAAUUUGAUCCAACCAGCGUUGAAUGACCUGAUCAUGACAGGUAGAGCCAUGGAUGCAUUCCAAUAUGCAGACUCCCGUCCUCGGCCUGUGCUUGUGGCCUCGUGUUUUGCCGACGCCCCGCCUCCAUGGAGAAAACAAUUCAGUUUCCCCGCUGUCAGCCUAGCCACAAUAACUGUUGGGGGACUGUUCUUUAUUCACCAUCCCAAUCGCAAAUGAGAAAAUGACAUUAGAAUUGUCCUUUUGAAAGAUAUUGAAUUAAACUUCUGUCAUGACAUCCUGACGACAUCAAAAGGCCACACGCAGGCAAGUGAACAAGUGAGGACAGGAGUCCGCAUAUUGGCCAACCGGGGACAGGAAGUCAGUAGGUGACAUGAUUCAAGUAGAUUCAAAUAGUUCCAGGUGUCUGUUUGCAUAACAAGCAAAGAUUAAGUAGAAAUGAAUUACAUUUACCUUUAUCACACUUUCUGUGUUUUACACCCACUUCCCGGAACAAGUGGAACUAUGUGGCAAGGGCAGUCUGUGGUCAAUGGGAUCAGCUGAACUGGGGUGAGUUUCUCAAAAGAGUUGAUAGCCUGUUAGCAACUUCGGUAGUUUCCAAUGGGAAAAUGCAUUGAAAACAACAAAGUAGCUAGUAAGCAACUUUGGUUUUGAGAAAUUCGCCCCUGUGUUGUAAGGAAACCGUGGCAGGGACUUUUACUUUCUCAACUGGGAUUGACACCUCUGCUCACUACUAUGCAGCAGCUAUUGCAAUCAGUCAAUGCACAAGUGAUGCUUUUCCCAUUGGAGACACGCACAAUGCAGAGAGCCAAAAAAGAUAUAUUUUACUUGCGCACUCCCUCACAUCAUUGCCAUCAUUCCUUCUCUUUCUUUGCCUUGUGUCGCAGUGCUGCAUCUAAUCUGUCAGCUGCGACUGAUCCCGUGAUAAGGAUUGUCUGUGCAGUCGCCCAGUGUUAGGGUAGAGUUGCUGACGGUGGGAAGGCUGUAGAAUUGACUGUGAGAUUGUUGAAUCAUGUUUUCACAUUUGUGUGUGUGCUAAUAUGUGCGUGUGUGUUUGUGUGAGGGUAGGUGUGUGUAUGUGUGUGUCUUUAGGGACUUCUGUGUGUAACACAGCAGUUGAAAAGGGCUUCAAAGCUUUUUCGCCUCUCAAUCUCAUUUUCCAGCCCCUGGCUUGGCUCCCCAUCCUCCUCCCCCUCUCCUUCCCCGUUUACUCCUCUCUUUUGGGCUUUGCAGCGGUCUGAGAAAUUAUCCCUUCAUCUCCAUUCAAAUGCACAUACGUUUCCAAGCGUCUGUUUUCCACCACUUGUCAAGGUUAAUAGUAAUCAGUGAGAGGAGCCCAUCAGGCACUGACUAUAUGGGAUGGGAUCACCUCGGCGCCCCCUGUGGCCACUUUUAGAAGUUACAUGAUCAUGAUGUGCCAAGUCUGAUCCUGGCAUUUUGUUCGGGAGGGACUUUUGAAGAGGAAACGUGUGAGUUACUUUUAGGGCUGCUAUGCUAUUCAAGGUUUUAUUUAUGAAAAUCAGCAAUCAAAUAACAAACAGGAAAAGAAAAUAAGACGCCUUAAGAAACGACAUUCCUUCAAUUACAUGCACUUGCCAUCCGAGUUUUGGGUGGCCAAAAGAAAAAAAUGCUCCCUGGAGCACAUUCCUCAUCCCCUCUUCUUUUUUUUGUGUGAAAGCGCACAGGCGAAGUAAUGUGUCAGGUUGAAGAGACAAGCCAGUGCAGAUAUAGUUUCUAAAUGGGGCGCGCUCAAUGCCUUUCAGACUGAAAAAGCAAAUCCCAUAAUUUAUUGAUUAAAUGCUCUGUGCAGUAGUAGUGGCAGCACAGAUACGCACACAAACCACCUAUUUUGUCUUUCCCUGAGCAAGGUGAAGGUGUCAUCACAGCAGCACAAAUAAAGACUCCAUGAAGGAAGUUUUGAUAUCUAAGGUGGAGCAGAGGGAUACCAUGUGCAAAGUCAUUGCUGUCAGUAUGGAUAUACAAUGACGUCCCUGAAAGAGACCAAUGCAGUCCAGUCAUUCCUGAGGCCUUGUAUGCUUACCAUGAGCAGAAUAAUGUCCAUGUCCUUGUUUUUCCCCAAAGAAGAAUACCACUCACAUAUUAUGCAAGAGGGAAUAUGUGGAAAAGAUGGGGUUCAAGUGGCAGGGUGUGAAAACGUUUUGUAUGCAAUACUUGUCAAAUCCUGUUUUUGCUUCCACUUUGUGUGUGUGUGCAUUUGUUUGUGUCUAUGUCUGUCAGGGGCUCUUUUUAGGGGGUUCUCUCUCGUUACAUGCUGGUCCUUUGGUCCUAGGAGUAUGGCAUGGUUAGGAAACCCAUAGCCCCUCUUUUGUGUGCCUGCUGGACCCUCAGCAGUGGUGUGGGGUAUCAGCUCCGGUGUAGUCUCUCUCAAAGGGCCUGUUCUGUUCUCCCUCAGGUCUCUGUUGAGAGACAGGGACUUGGCGCGUAGUAACUGACAACACCACCACCACCUAAGCUCCAGGCUUGCGGCACUCUGAGCCAGUCCGGGCAAGCAGUUGGGCAGGCCAGCAAAGGCUCUCCCUGUAGUCGUGUCAAACCCCCAAGUUUUUUUCCCCUGCCGCUCCACAAAAAGGUCAAGCCUUUUUGAAGGAUGGGGUUUCUCCUGACAGAGAGCUGUUCUCUCUGUCUCUCCCCCAGUCCCCCAUGUUUGCCAACUCUCCUGCAUGCUGUUAUCAAUGAGGAUACCCUUCUCCUGAUGUAAUCAGCUCACAGUUUGUCUUCAGUCAGCAUCAGCAUGCACACACAGUUCUUCUCCAUGGCACCUGGUUGGAGUGAUUGUAACAUCUGACCAGAGGUGGGCAAAGUUGCUGUGUUCUCAGCACAGGUGAUAUCAGAGACAUAGAGUGGAUCUAUGGGAGAUCUCACUCAUAGAGAGCCUAAGUCAUGCUCCUUAUGGUGAGGUCCAUCAUGGGAACUAAACAUUGCCAUCUAAAGAAUACUGGACCAAGCAUCCAGAGAAAGGCUCUGGCAUCCAUUUCAUUGUAUUGUAUUUUUGUAGGGAUCAGUGCUUAGGUCCCAUGGGCCCAACCGGAACUAAGCAUGACUUCAGGGGAUGAUAGGAAACUUUUUAAGCAAUGUACCUGGGCAACGAUACUAUAAGAUGUUUUUUUUCCCCGUUAUGUUUAUCAGUAAUACGUCCAUCAACGGAACUUGAAUAAGCAACAGACAACUUUUUUUUUUUUUUUACCAUUUCCACAGAAUAUUCAGAGCCUAAAAAAUGGACAUCAAUCAUGACGUUUCCCGGCAACAUUGCUUGAAAAGUUGCCCUUUGUGUCAUCAUUCAGCCUGUAGGAUCUGCCCAGGAUCUGCAUGAGUAAGUUAGCUGGAGCAAAUGCCAUGAAGUAAACCAUGGAAGUAAGAGUUCAAAUAGCUAUGACGGGGCUUUUACUUCCUGGACCCGGGAUGGCCACCUCUGCUUGUUAUCACCUGUCUAAUUCUGUGAUGAUCUCAUUAACCAAGAAUGUAACAAACGCAGCAGCCACUCUGGAGAUAUUUGGACUGAUUGAAGAGAGACAAAGUGGUGUUAUAAUGCGUUUUCUUUUCUUUUUUUCCCGAUGCGUGUCUGUUAUGAGUUCAGUGCUUUGGCAUGUGGCCAUUUUGGGCUGAAUUUUUAGUGUUUCAUAGGACCUUUUUUCUUUUCUUUUUUAAACCAAAGGUUAUUAUCUGUGGCAGCUUGCGUGACAUGCAAUCAUUUAUCAGUUUUUUAAAAAAGGAACAAAAAAAAGAACGAAGUAUAGGAGAUACACUGCUGCUGCAAAAGUUGUUUUAUACAAAAAACAUAUUUUAGUCUUGAAAGCCUGCACUCCUAAGAUAUGCAAAAAAUGUCUCUCAAGAAAUGUGCUCUCAUGAAACUGUAAAUAUCUGAAUAAAACAACUACACAUCAGUA